CGUGUGCAUGCGAUAAGGACUGCAAGCCGCUCAGAGGGUGAGGGAGGGGAGGGGAGACGGGAGGAGGCUUUGGAGUGGGGACUGGAGGUUGAGCGCUCCACAGAAGGAGAGAGGCGGAGGAGGAGGAGGAGAGGGGAGAGGCUGAAUCACAGGGACAGAGAGCUGGAGUGUGUGUGCUUUCUCAGGAUGAAUGAUGAAAGGACUACAGCUCCACUUUCUUCUUCACUGGAGGAUUUCUGACAGGAUCUUACCUCCACUAAGUCAACGCUUUCAAACUGGAUUGUUUUCCUGUUAUCAACCUCUGCCUGCACACCUGCUCUAUGGUCCAUAAAAGUGGAAAUGCCGCUGCUUGUCUCACUACGCCUGAGGUCUUGCCACAGGGAAGACUUCCGCCUGUCAUCUUCACUCAAGUAUAGUUUCCCGGUUCAGGACAUGGUUUCCUGAGCAACUAUACCUGCACAUCUCAAGGGGUAAAACCAGUCUAUCCUGGGCCAUGACUGCUCUGCUUUCCAACGCCAGUGUUCCCGGGAGUACAGCGGUUCUGCUGCCGACUACAGACGGGCCGUUUAACCUGACUGCAGCCGCUCAGGCAGGACUCAGUCCAGGCCAGUCCCUGGCCCCUCUCUGCACCCUCUGUUGCUGUGGAUUCAUCAAUCGUACUUUGGCAGUGGUGUUCAUGGUCUGUCUGGCAUUUGCCAUCGUGGUUGGAAAUGUGGUCACCCUGACUGUCUUUGUGCAAACAAGGCAGUCCCGAACACCACAGGGAUACCUGAAAGUGUCUCUGGCCAUAGCAGACAUGAUGGUCGGUGUCCUCGUGGUUCCUUUCUCCGUCUACACUGAGAUCUCUCUUAUGGUGACCAGCACGCCUCCCAUUUGGUACCAGAGUAGUUCUACGUCCCCGGCCACCUCGUCUUCUCUCGGGGGACUGGUGAGCCCUUGGCAACCCUGCAUGCUGAUUGGCCCCGUGUUUGCCGGAUGCACCUUUGUCUCCAUCAGCACCAUCUUCCUCAUGACGCUGGAGCGAAGCGUGGCCAUCCUACGGCCGCUCCACAAGGACGCCUUGGUGACCCGCAGACGGACUCUGCUCCUCAUCCUGCUCUCCUGGGCCGCCAGCUUCCUGCUGGCUCUUGCGCCCCUCAUCUUCAGCAGGAACUUCACUUUGGAGUACAAUGAGUGCAGUCGUAUGUGCAACUACAGCCCGCUGUUGAUCGGAAACCAGCUGCCACCAGAUGCCAACAUUCUGCUGUUAUUCCCAGCAUUUGACUUCACACUGCUUGGUGGCACAUUAGCAGUUAACAUUGUGUCGUUCAGUAGCAUCCGACGGUACACCCGAAAACGCAAACUGCUCUCAGAGGGGAGUCUGAGUGACGGAGGGGGAGGAGCCGGGGGAGGGGGCGGUUGCCCUCACAGGCCCUCCUUUUCAGACAUCAAAGCUGCCAAGACUAUCGGCAUACUGACAUUCGCCUUCACAGCGUCCUUCACUCCCAUCGCAGUGUUUGUGCUCGGCAACGUGGUGGGAUACACCUGGUGUAACUUUUCCUUUUUUGCCUUCUGGAUCCUGACAGGAAACAGUUGCUGUAAUGUCAUUAUCUACAGUGUCAGGGACCACCGCUUCAGGAAGGGUAUGACCCUGCUCUUUCAGCGGGACCACUCCCACUCACAUGGAGAGAAGGCCUGAGAGAUUUGUGAAUUUAUGAGCAACAAGUGUAUGUUUUGUGGCUCCUUUCCAUUGAUUUUGGUUUUAAAGGCUUGACAUUUUACAAAAUAUGACCACUAAAAUGUACCGGCCGCCAGGAGCUGGUUAGCUCAGCCUUGCUCUGACCAAAGGUAACAAAAUCCACCAACACCUUUAAAUCUCACUUUUAAAACACUUUAUAUAUCUUCUUAUAUCUAGGAAAAACAUUGACUGAUCUCCUAAAAAUUCAUUACCAUGCUCAAAUCCAUUCCCAAUUACAUUAAAAGGAAAACAUAUUUUGAGUGAGUGGAUGUCCUUGUUUGCAGGGUUGGGGUGGAUGGAUGAGUUAAACAACCCAGUACUUUUACCCUGGAGACACCUGUGUAAACCAGAAGUGAACACUGAAUUGAGUUUUUCCAACUCUGGGAGACAGGGUUGGAAUAACAAGUUGUGGUUUUAUUAGAAGCUAUGUGUGGACUUUUUCUUGGCUGUAAAACCACAUUUUUUAAUUUUAACUGUCUAACACAUAGAUUAAACAAAUAAGAUGUACUGUGCAGAUGAGUGAGUUUUAUCAGUGCUGGUAGGCAUAUUUUGUUACCUUUUGGCUAAGCCAGGCAACACUUUCCUAGCUUGAGCUCCACAUUUAUGAUACAUCUGUAAGUGGCAUCAAUCUUCUCAUCUAACUCGUUGCAGGAAAUGUCCUGAACUGUCAAACUGCUCUUUUAAUUCAAAUUAAGAUUGCAGUUAUUUCCUACUAAAAACUGUAAAUGGAAGCCAAAUUUAAAAUCCACGUUUGGAUUUGUGGCCUUCCUCUAUCGUUAAACCUCUUCAGGAACCUCCAGGAGCAGCACUGACAUCCACACAGUUCAUCAUUUUUUAAAUGUCAGUGGUUUGUUUCUCAUCUGACAAGGGGUGUUGUUUGUGUGUUUAGAUAAUCUUGCCACUGACUCCUCUUUGGAAUAGUGUGGAUUACAAAUGUUUCAGUUACGGGGAAAGGUUAUUGUGUAACAUAUAUUUAUUUAUGAGCAUCUAAUUUCAAUCUAUAGUGAUAAUAAUCUGCCUCAAGUACCAGAAAUGCACUUUAUCAGUUACUUUGUGAGCCAUUUACAUUGUGCCAUGUGUCAGACAAUGUUACUUUUGUACAUGUUUUAUUUGUAGCGUUUUAUAAUACUGGUUGUUUUUGCCGAAGCAAAUGUGAAUGAAAGAAUGAUCUGUAUAUUUAUUAAAUCAGUAUAGACUAAAUGAAUGGGAUGCCAAUCACAGAGAUUUAGUAUAAAGAACAUUAUGAUUAUUGCAGACCCUCAGACUGUGCUAUCUUUUCAGGGUAUAAUGUAUCAGUAACAGGAAAUGAUCUCACCAGUGUGUCAGCUGUAAGUCGUGUGUAUUGUUUGAAAAUUUUGUAUUGUACAAUUUGACAAUAUAAGAGCAUAUUUAAAUGAGGUUGAAGAACACUUUGCAGUAUAUAAUGACCAUAUUUUCAUUCAUGAAAAAGGUUGCAUUGUUGCAUGUAAUUCUGUCAUAAGUGACUAAGGCCUCUGAUACAGAAACAGCUCAGCAACAGAAUCCACAAAAUAAGAAAAAAAAACUAAAAAUCACAAUAAAGUUUUUCUUGCAAUGGAUUGCUCUAAAGUGUUUACAGUAAAUCUACAAACAUACUUUCAAUAGUUGAAACAAAAUGAUAGUAAAAGACAAAAGGUUUUUGUCCCAUUUACCCUGAAGUGCCCAUUAAUGGAUUUUUUGGAAAAUAUGCUUAUUUGCUCUCUUGUGGAGUUACAUGAGAAGAUCUACAGCACUCCCACAUCCAUCCAUAUGAAGUUAAAUCCAGGUGACAAUUAGCUUUGGCUUAUCAUAAAGACUGGUGCUUCAUCACAAUGCAGUACCAACAUAGUACACUUCCAUGUAGUACACUGUGUGCACGAUGUACAGGUGCAUCUCAAAAAAUUAGAAUAUCAUAGAAAAGUUUAUUUAUGUCAGUAAUUAAAUUCGAAGAGUGUACAUAACACAUCAUACGGAUCCAUUACACAUAGAAUGAAACAUUUAAUGUCUUCAUUUAUUUAAUUUCUUCUAAUUAUAAUGAUUAUGGCUUACAUUUAACGAAGACCGAAAAUACAGUGUCUCAAAAAAUGUUAUAUGACAAAAGACCAAUUUUAAAAAGGAUGUUUAAUAUGGAAAUGUUGGACUCUGAGAAGUAUGUCCAUCUAUAUGCACUUAAUACUUGGUUGGGGCUGUUUGACUUGAACUACUGGAAAUGGACUUUUCCAUCAUAAUCUAAUAUAUUGAGAUGCACCUGUACAUACUUAGUGGGUGACUUUGGUUGGUGUUGUCUCAAAUAGGCCAUGAUGCACACACAGGAAGCUCAGUAGAUCAGCCAGUAACAGCCAGCCACAUUCAUUUCAUCAGGACUGAUACAUUUAUUAUAUGACUAUAGUAUAGAGCAAGGAUGGGCAACUGGAGGCCCGGGGCCCGCAUACGGCCCGCACCCUCACUUGAAGUGGCCCUCAGUACAACUACAUGCAUUUGAGCAUGAAAUCUUAAAA
Molecule: messenger RNA, 4212 nt
Organism: Centropristis striata (black sea bass)
Lineage: Eukaryota; Metazoa; Chordata; Actinopteri; Perciformes; Serranidae
Product: beta-2 adrenergic receptor-like
Exons: 4
Coding region: 494-1678 (394 amino acids)
Biological process (GO): G protein-coupled receptor signaling pathway
Cellular component (GO): membrane
Molecular function (GO): G protein-coupled receptor activity
Source: RefSeq, a predicted model, not a curated record